This is a messenger RNA of Polyodon spathula (Mississippi paddlefish), 3096 nucleotides long. RefSeq names its product protocadherin alpha-C2-like. Gene Ontology annotation, molecular function: calcium ion binding. The coding region runs from base 1 to 2403 and encodes 800 amino acids. Lineage: Eukaryota; Metazoa; Chordata; Actinopteri; Acipenseriformes; Polyodontidae. The record is from RefSeq and is a predicted model, not a curated record. Gene Ontology annotation, biological process: homophilic cell-cell adhesion. Gene Ontology annotation, cellular component: plasma membrane. The transcript has 2 exons.
AUGGAAAGGUUUGUCACCCGUUUGUUUUUACUAUUUUUGGCCUGUAAUGUAUCUUACUGUAAAAUUCGUUACUCAAUUCCAGAGGAAAUGGAAGAUGGGUAUGUUGUUGCAAAUUUAGCAAAUGAUAUGGGACUUAAUGCUCACAGUAUACUUAAACACAAGAUUCGUAUUGCAUCGGGCACUGGUAAACAGUAUUUAGAGGCAAAUAAAGACAAUGGGAAUAUGUACAUUAAUGAAAAAAUAGACAGAGAAGAAUUGUGUGGAUCUAAGGAUACCUGUAUUCUCAAGCUGGACGUUCUAACUGAAAACCCACUUAAAAUCUUCAGUGUUGAAUUAGAAAUUACAGACGUGAAUGACAAUGCUCCUCAUUUCUCACCGCAAUCUAUAGAGCUGGAUAUUUCAGAAUUAGCAACACCAGGCGAGCGGUUUUCCCUGGACAAGGCUAUAGACCCAGAUGCCGGCACAAACUCUGUACGCACAUAUCAUCUGAGUGAAAACCAACAUUUUGACAUUGAAGUUCAGACAUUAAAGGAUGGCUCCAGGUUUGCUAAUCUGUUGCUGAGGCGUGCUUUGGACAGAGAGCAGCAAGCAGUUUACAGUUUGCUUCUGACUGCUGUUGACGGUGGUGCCCCUACACUGUCUGGCACUGCAAAUAUCACUGUCCGUGUUCUGGAUGCCAACGACAAUGCACCGCAGUUUGAUCAGCUGAUUUACAUUGUGAAUUUAACUGAAAAUAUCGCAAUAGGUUCUAUUGUCCUUAAGUUGAAUGCUACAGAUUUAGAUGAAGGGUCCAAUGCAGAAACAAAAUAUUCCUUCAGUAGACAUAUGUCAGGAAUUGCACUACAGAAAUUCUCUUUGCAUCCAAAUAAUGGAGAAAUCAGGGUCAAAGGGAACAUAGAUUUUGAAGAAUGUAAUGCUUAUGAACUGUUUGUGCAAGUAAAAGACGGUGCAAUGAUUGGACACUGUAAAGUGGUAAUACAAGUAAGUGAUGCUAAUGACAAUUCUCCAGAAAUUAUUAUCACAUCUCUGAAGAGCCCAGUUCUAGAAAAUGUGCCAAUAGGUACUGUUGUAGCUCUUUUCAGCGUAGAAGAUUUGGACUCGAGAGAAAAUGGAAUGGUGGACUGCCAUAUAUCUGAAAAUCAUGCGUUUAAACUCCAGCAGUCUUUAAAAAACUAUUACGCGCUGGUGACAGCAGAACCGCUGGACAGAGAAAUUGUCCCUGUUUAUAACAUCACUACCACCGCAACGGAUAGAGGAUUUCCUCCUCUGUCAAACAAUAAAACCAUCACUUUAGAACUUCUGGACGUGAAUGACAAUCCACCAACAUUUAAAGAGUCUUCUUACACAAUAUCUGUCCUGGAAAACAAUGUCCCAGGUGCUUUAAUAAGUUAUAUAACUGCAAACGACCCAGAUUUAAAUGAAAACCGAUUGCUCAAGUAUUCUAUCCUGGAAAGCACAAACACGAACAUGUCAAUGUCUAAAUUAUUUUAUAUCAACCCAGAAAAUGGCAACAUUUACGCACUGCUGUCUUUAGAUUAUGAAAAAGAAAAGGAUUUUCAUUUUAACGUCGAAGCCGUGGAUUUUGGUUCUCCACCACUGAGCAGCAAUGUUACUGUCAAUGUAAUAAUUCUAGAUCAGAAUGAUAACAGCCCAGUUAUUGUUUCACCUUGGCGCUCACAUGGAUCCGUAGCUGAAGAUAUGAUACCAAGAUCGGCUGAAAAAGGAUACCUGGUUACCAAAGUGAUUGCCAUUGAUGCAGAUUCUGUCCAGAACUCGCGGAUAACCUACUACCUCCUGCAAGUAACCGACCCGACCUUAUUUAGCAUAGAUCGCUACAAUGGAGAAACCCGAACACUGAGGCGAUUCGGUCUAAGAGAUUCUUAUAAACAAAGACUAGUUAUUCUCGCACGGGAUAACGGAGAACCCCCACUAUCAUCUACAGUUACCAUCAAAUUAUCAACGAUGGACCCGGAUUCAAAAGCUUUAUCUGGGAUGACCGACAUACCUUCAGAGUAUGAUUACUUUACAGAUUUAAAUCUAUAUUUGAUCAUCGGGUUGGCUUCAAUUACAUUUCUAUUUCUGAUAACUAUUAUAGUGUUUAUCGUGUUGAGGUGCCAGAGGGCUGACCACAACAGUGCACACCCUCCCUGUAGGAACAGUUACCACAGCGAAAGAAAUUCUAUGAACUCUCAACUGCGCCCGGAUUCCACCUUGAUUUCCAGCGAUGCCUACUGGCACAGUCUGUUCGUAGCAGAAUCAAGGAAAGGGAAGGUGCUUCUUAGACAAUCUGUACCCAACGGGUCUGGUUACAAUGUUUCCAGUUUACCAAAUAAUGGACAACCUAAAGAUUCCAACGACACAGUCCAGUCAACACCACAGGAUCCCACCAGAGGUUUCCCAUGAGGCCAGUGUCCUGCUGGAAUAUCAUCAGGAGGGGUUGGCUGGCCAUGGAGGACUAUCAUCCAAGCUGACAGCUCCCCUGAAGACAUGCAGAACUGUUUAGUGUUCUGCACUAAUGCACCUCCACACCAUUGCUCACCCACCUUCCCAGUUAUUUCCUUGGAGAUCACACUAUCAAGCAUGAUGCUGCAUGACUGACAUGGAACUAACAUCCAUCUGAAACAAAAGUCACACAUUGCCAUUGCUGUUGAUCCCAGCAAUUGAUUACAAAAAACAUUUAAAAAUGAUGAUUGCACCUGUUUCUCAUAUCACAGACCUUUACCUAUUAAAUGUAUUUAAGGCAAUGAAAAGAUGAUAAGGAAUUGUAAAGCCCACUCAUCAUAUCCUUAUUGUAACAUAUAUUAUGGUCACAAAACAUGAAUGUGUGAUAUCAUUAUGAGCAGACUGUUUUUUAAAGUCUGCUUUGAUGACAUUUUCCUGUCAUUCAACCUGUGUAGACUGUGGUUAAAGAAGCCAACAACAGCCUUAAGUUUCCUGAAUAUCAAACUAAAUUUAGAUAAUCAAAACAGACUUGAAAUAGUCUUUAAAUAACUCAGAAUAUAUCCCACAGUUUCAUUUUGUGAGUCAGAUGUAAAGUAAAGUACAUCUAACUGAGUGACAAUCUUAAAAGAUUCAAAAUCCUAUCAUGUUGUAAAU